UGUUUUUGACGAGAAGGUGGUGUUUACCACUCUUCUUUUUUGUUACAUUUGUGUCAAGAGUGCUAGGAUAUGUGGAAACCGAGGAGUUUAUCAGUGACCUUGACAAGCCAGUACCAACUGCGAACGUCCAAGGAGUUCUGGGGAAGAAAGCAUCACUACCCUGUGACAUCCAACCCCUUGCUGCAGGAGACCAAGUCUCCAUGGUGCUGUGGUUUAAAGAGAGCGACGGGGAACCACUUUACAGCUACGACGUGCGCGGUCGCCUGGCCUCGCAGCCGAAACUCUGGUCUUCGCCGGCCGGCUUCGGGUCUCGAGCGUACUUCCGAGCGGGCUCGACGGCCGUGCUUCUAGUCGAGGCCGUGGCGGCUUCGGACGCGGGCCUGUACCGCUGCAGGGUGGACUUCAAGAACUCGCCCACAAGAAACAUGAGGCUCAAUUUUACAGUCAUCACGCCCCCAAACCGACCAGCGAUAGUUGACACGAAGACCAAAGACCAGACGCGCCUCCUGCAACCAUACAAUGAGGGCGAGACGUUGGAACUUAGCUGCGAAACCUAUGGAGGUGACCCUCGCCCCCGCCUCACCUGGUACCUCGAGAACACAGUCAUCGACGACUCCUACGAGCAGCGAGGCGAUGGCGUGACCGUCAACACACUGACGUUCCCCAACGUCGGUCGACAGCAUCUGAACGCUCGCUUGGUCUGCCAGGCCGCUAACACCAAUUUAGCUCCACCGCAGACUAAGAUGCUCAUAUUGGAUAUCAACUUGCGUCCCCUUACGGCGGUCAUCCUGAACAAAAGCGGUCAGCUCCGGGCUGACCGGCCUCAAGAAGUGGAAUGUCAUUCGACGGGCUCCAGACCUGAGGCUGUGCUGACGUGGUGGAAGGGAGGACGGCAGAUCAAGAGGGGAGUUAAAAACUUCUCAGAAUCCAACGCGACCACCAGCAUCCUCCACUUCGUGCCAGAAGCGGAAGACCACAAAGCGACGCUGGUCUGCCGGGCGGAGAACCCCAGGAUACCUGACGCUGUAGCCGAAGACAGGUGGACGCUCAAUGUGCACUAUGUCCCAGUAGUGACCCUCAGGAUGGGUUCCAGUCUGAACCCUGGCCACAUCAAGGAGGGCGAUGACGUGUAUUUCGAGUGCAACGUCAAGGCCAACCCGAGGAGCUAUCGACUCACUUGGUAUAAAGGGGACAAAGAAAUCACCCACAACGCGAGCGCCGGCAUCAUCCUCAGUGACCAGAGUUUGGUGCUGCAGAGUGUGAACAGGACAGCUGCUGGCGACUAUAGCUGUUUCGCUUCCAACAGAGAGGGUGGCGCUGCCAGCAACCCUGUAUCACUACAAGUCAGAUAUGCCCCAGUCUGCAAAAUAGUAGAAGAUGGCGAGGUCUAUGGAGCCUUAAAGCAAGAAACGGUCCAGUUGCUCUGCUCUGUGGACUCCAACCCUGCUCCAGUCAGCUUCACAUGGACCUUUAACAGUUCUGGAGAGCAAACACUGAUACCAGCUGGGUCAUACACAAAAUCGGGGUUCACUUCAACGCUCCGCUACACUCCAACUACGGACAUGGACUUUGGCACCAUAUCGUGUACAGCCACCAACACUGUGGGACGACAGGCGGCGCCUUGUGUAUACAAAGUUGUAGCUGCUGGCAAGCCGAUGCCACUACAGAACUGCUCAGUGACCAACCAAAGCGCUGUCGGUCUACAAGUGGAGUGUUUGGAGGGGUUCGACGGGGGACUCCCGCAGGUGUUCUAUAUGGAGGUGCUGGAACUACCUUCCUCGCUGGUGCAAGCCAACGUAACUUCAAACAGUUCCACUUUCGAAGUGGAGCUGGAUGGGAGGGCGAGCUAUAAGCUCAAGCUAUACGCCGCGAACGCCAAAGGCCGCAGCGACGCGGUGUCUCUAUACACAGUAGCUUUAAGAUCGCCCGACAAGUUUACUGGGCCAAGUACAACGCUACCAUUGUCACCAAUGCUAGCGUCUUUAGUAGCGCUCUCAGCGUUACUAUGUGCCGCCGUGUGUGGCGUCAUCACAGCGUUAUACCGACGGCAUAUGACGCGCCGACAUCAUAUGGACAAACAACCACCGUCGGCAAGCACCCUCUACAUGCAACGAAGCCUGGACUCCUUCUCCAAGCCUGACAGCUUAAACACAUACACUGCGACGCCCAAGCUCGACUACUCAAGUCAAUACGAGCUCAAGGAUGAAGAAGCAGAUCCUGACAUCAUCCCGUGUCACUAUGAUAAGAAAUGCAGCGACUACUGUAAGCAACCGCUGCCUCAGUCGGAAAGUGACCCUCUGCGGCUGUACUGUGAUCAACCUUUACCUCAUAGUAUGUCUUCACAGAGCAUAUCGGUGAUGAAUCGCGGUGUGACCGCGCGCAGUGCUGACAUCGCGUCAGCGCGGUUCCGGCCCGAAGUUGUCACCACCAGCAGAAAGGUCAAGGAGAGUUGCAUCUAG
Molecule: messenger RNA, 2459 nt
Organism: Leguminivora glycinivorella
Lineage: Eukaryota; Metazoa; Arthropoda; Insecta; Lepidoptera; Tortricidae
Product: neural cell adhesion molecule 2-like
Exons: 17
Coding region: 201-2459 (752 amino acids)
Source: RefSeq, a predicted model, not a curated record